GCAUUCAGGGGAGCGGUUUUGUAGUUUGGAAUGGGUGAAAAUGGAAAGCGCUUUAGUUCUCAUUGUGAUAACGGGGAUAUCAAGAACCAAAAGAGGCAACUGGAUAGAGAAAGAGACAGGGAUGACAAGGGUAAUGAUGAACUAAUAGUGUAUAGGAUUCGUUGUCUUGAUGGUGCUAUUGGGAACGUGAUUGGAAAGAGUGGAAACAUAAUUAACUCGAUCCGGCAAGAGACGAGAGCAAAGGUCAAUGUGUUGGCCCUGUUUCCUGGUGCUAGAGAUAAAAAGUUAUCACAAUUUAUUGCUAUUUUAAAGAGAAAGAGGAUGUUGAAGUUAAUGAUGAAUACAAUUAUAAGAGUUCUAUCCUGCUCAGGAUGCACUCCUCAAGGUAAAUGAGGCCCUUACAAAUGCCGUGGGUAUGGUCAAGGCUUUUGACAGGAAGAAUAACAACAAAAAUAAGGAGUUUCAAGAUUCUAGUUCCUUUUAGCUAGUCUGCUAAUAUUAUUGAGAAAUUUAGUACUACCAUUAAAAAGUUGAGAAAAAAGACAAUUUUAAAUGAAUAGAUUUAGAUAUUUCAUGUAGUUUAUUUACUAAGAUAAUUUUAAAUGAAUAGAAAUUUAGUACUGCCAUUAAGAAAUUGAGUCUUUUGGUGGACAAGAUUUCAGUUAUGGAGUUCUUGCUACAAGCAAACAUGGAGCUAAGACUCAAGGUUUUGAGCAAAGAAGUCAGUCUUUGGUAUGUAUGAUGGUCAGUUUUUUUUUUCUUUUUUUUUUUCCUCUGAAAAUUCAUUGCGUCUAAACUGUAGUUGCUGAACCUACAUAUUUUGCAUCGUCUACUUUGUUAAUAUGAGAUAUUUGACAUAUUUUUCUUCUAGCGAAUAUUUCACUACUUUUUACAUGUUUGUUUUUCACUAAAGCUAUGGAGGUUUUUCUUAUAGGAAUCCUCAUUUAACCAAAUAAUGGAUUUAGGGUGAGCUAAAAGUAUGUCUUGUAGUCAAGAAGGUUAUUUGAUUGUCCCGUGAAUUAUUGGUUAUUUCUUCAUUUCUUUCUAGUUUUGUUUUUCUUCUUUUUAGAUAUAGUGAACUACACUAAAGCAGUUUUACCAUGAAAGGAAGAAGAUCAAAGUCUGUUGCAUGGAAAGCAUCAAGAGGUUCCAGUUUUACCAUAGAGAAACCUUUUAAGAAUGAUGAAGACUCCAUGGAAGACCAUUUCGAUAGCUCUAGCUCACCCAAGACUUUGAACAAAUUCUCUCAGAACAACAGGAAGAACUCCAGUGCUAUCCAUCCAUCUAGCCUCACAACACCAAAUAAUGGAAGAGAGAGUGGUUUUGAACCAAGGGAAGUGAAAGUUGAUCCUUGGAAACCUUUGAAUUGUUUGGUGGAUGCUGCAAAUAGGAGCAAGUCUUCAAAAUUUACCUCACUAGGUUCUGCUUCUAAAUCAGAAGCUCAACUAUCCCAAGACAAUGAAUAGAAGCAAGUCUUCAAAAAUUUCUUUCCUUUCACCGCACUUUAUCGUGUUUUAUCUACCAUGUUAGACACAAAAUAUAUAUUGCAAAGUUAGAUUAAAAAAGGCUAGAAAAUUAUAAUUAGAUUAAGUAGUAUGACAAUUGUUGUAUGCAGGGUCAUGUUCUUUAUUUGCACAAUAAUAGAUAUAUAGCAUGUUUGCUCUACUUAUUUUAACU
Molecule: messenger RNA, 1677 nt
Organism: Olea europaea var. sylvestris
Lineage: Eukaryota; Viridiplantae; Streptophyta; Magnoliopsida; Lamiales; Oleaceae
Product: E3 ubiquitin protein ligase DRIP2-like
Exons: 2
Coding region: 1101-1466 (121 amino acids)
Molecular function (GO): ubiquitin-protein transferase activity
Source: RefSeq, a predicted model, not a curated record